CUCUAUUAACCUGAGAUUAAUGUAUAUGUAAUAUAAAAAAUGGCCGCUUUCAGGAUUAAGCACGCUAUUAAAUUAGGAAGAUCUCUUUCGAGAUUGAGAUUAAAUAGAAACGUACAGGAGAAAUUACUUCAGUCACAAUGCCAACGAUUAUCAGUUAUUUGCAAUCAUGUACGAUAUUGGUCGUCUCAACCAGAGGCACAAACUACAGAGUAUCAUAAUAUUAUAAAAGACACAGAGAAAUCUAUAGGUGAAGGUGCUAAACAUGAAUUUCAGUCAGAGACACAAAUGUUACUACAAAUCGUCGCAAAGUCAUUAUAUUCGGAUAAAGAGGUAUUUGUACGGGAACUUGUGUCAAAUUCGAGUGAUGCACUGGAGAAAUUACGAUACCUACGUCUAAGCGACAAUGAAAUCGCACAAGCAGCUGGUGAAAGGAACUUAGAGAUACAUAUCGGAACUGAUAAACACAAUCGUACUUUAACAAUCCAAGAUACUGGCAUAGGAAUGACUAGAGAGGAAUUAAUAUCUAAUUUGGGAACUAUAGCUCGAUCUGGCUCUAAAGCAUUUCUAGAAAAACUGAAAGAACAAAACUCCAGUGAUACUUCCAAAAUUAUUGGACAAUUUGGGGUUGGGUUUUAUAGUGCCUUCAUGGUUGCUGAUAAAGUGGAAGUAUUUACAAAAUCUUUUGCAAGAGAUGCAGAAGGUCUUUGUUGGACUUCAGAUGGAUCGGGUACAUUUGAGAUUUCAAAUGCAGAUGGUGUGCAGCCGGGCACAAAAAUUGUUAUACAUUUGAAGCCGGAUAGCCGAGAAUUUAGUGAUGAGAAUACUAUCAAUCGUAUUAUCAACAAAUAUAGUAAUUUUGUCGGAAGUCCUAUUUUUUUGAAUGGAAAGAGAGUCAAUACAAUUCAGCCUUUGUGGAUGUUUGACCCGAAAGAUGUCACGCCGUUGCAACAUGCAGAAUUUUACCGAUUUGUAGGAAAUUGUAUUGACUCGCCAAGAUUUAUACUACAUUAUUCGACGGAUGUGCCACUGAGUAUCAAGGCUUUGUUAUAUUUUCCGGAGGAAAAACCUGGAUUGUUCGAUCUGGCGAGAGACGCUACUAGUGGAGUGUCACUCUAUAACCGAAAGAUUCUAAUUAAAAGCAAAGCAGAAAAUAUCUUACCAAAAUGGUUACGUUUCAUAAAAGGGGUGGUAGACUCAGAAGAUAUACCAUUAAAUCUAAGUCGCGAACUUUUACAAAAUAGCACAUUAAUCGGGAAAUUGCGAAAUGUAUUGACCGCACGUAUAUUAAAAUUCCUACACGAGCGAUCUACAAAGCAACCGGAAGAAUAUAACGACUUUUACAAAGCUUAUGGCUUGUUUUUAAAGGAGGGCAUUGUAACUAGUAAUGAUCAGUCUGAGAAGGAAGAUAUAGGCAAACUUUUGCGAUUUGAAUCUUCUGCUGCUGCUCCGGGAGAAUUAGUCAGUCUGCCGCAAUAUUGCAGCCGUUUGGCUAAAGAUCAAAAGGACAUAUAUUAUUUGUCGGCACCCAGCCGAACUCUGGCCGAGCAAUCGCCAUACUAUGAAUCUUUAAAAAAACGAAAUAUCGAAGUUUUGUUCUGUUAUGAGCCAUAUGAUGAAUUAGUAUUAAUGCAUUUGAGACAAUACAAAUCUAAUUUUUUGACAUCCGUGGAGAAAGAAAUGCGGGAUGAUACAGAAGCAAAUAAACCGGAAAAUUUAGGUAUUAUAAAUAAAGAUGAACUGGAUAAUCUCGUAAACUAUAUGAAGAAGAUUCUUGACAAGAAAGCGUACGACGUCAAGAUGACAAAUCGUUUGGAGUCACAUCCUUGUGUCGUGACUGUUCAAGACAUGGCAAGCGCGAGGCAGUUCAUUCGCAUGCAGAGUCAUCAAAUGAACGAGGAAAUGCGAUAUUCCAUGCUACAACCGCGUUUCGAGAUAAAUCCGAAUCAUCCUCUCAUCAAAAAGUUAUGUAAGAUAACAACUACGGAUACCGAAUUAGCCGAUCGAUUGAUACAACAGUUAUUCACUGGUGCUAUGGUUGGAGCUGGGCUAAUUGAAGAUCCGCGCAUAUUAUUGACACCAAUGAAUGAAUUACUUACCUUAGCAUUGAAAAAAUAUUAAGAUAGAAAAAGGUAAAAAAAAUCAAGCAUCGGAUAUGGAUAAAUCAAUACUACUCUAUGAUUUACUUAGAAAUAAAGAUUCUUUUUAUCUGUGUAUA
Molecule: messenger RNA, 2215 nt
Organism: Monomorium pharaonis (pharaoh ant)
Lineage: Eukaryota; Metazoa; Arthropoda; Insecta; Hymenoptera; Formicidae
Gene: Trap1
Product: heat shock protein 75 kDa, mitochondrial
Exons: 13
Coding region: 40-2118 (692 amino acids)
Biological process (GO): protein folding
Cellular component (GO): mitochondrial inner membrane
Molecular function (GO): ATP binding; ATP-dependent protein folding chaperone; ATP hydrolysis activity
Source: RefSeq, a predicted model, not a curated record